CUUCUGCUUCAGCAAAAAAAUAUCCGACGCGCCACCCCUUAUCCGCUGCUGCGCAAUUCAAUCCCCGGAGAGAGAUGCUUCCCUCUUCUUCAUAUUUUGCUGAAAAUUCCCAUAAUACCCCUCGCCGUUGGAACUAACCUUCCCAAAAUACGAAUGGCUCUUUCUUCCCAUUCAUACCCUUCUUCUUUCUCUCUCUUCCUUUCCUCUCCCAAGAAACCCCUCUCUCCUUUCAAACACCUCUUCUUCUCCUCUUCUUCCCUCCAAAACUACAAUUCCCAUAAUACCCCUACCAAAAACCCAAAAUAUCCCUACCACCCCCCAACCCCUAAAAAAACCACUCCCCAUUCUUCUCCCUGGCUCCAGAAAUGGUCCCCCUCCAAACCAGACCCGAAAAUUAAUUCCCAAAAUGCCCCUCCCGAGACCCGCUACUUCGACACUGACAAGGCCCGCUCUGCUAUCGAACGGAUCGUCCACCGACUCCGCAAUCUUGGGUUGGAAUCGGACGAUGAAGAUGAGGACGUGGUCGUCAAUGGCAAUGGCGAUGGCAAUUCAGAUGGCUUGCCGUGGGCCGGCGAAGAGAAGUUGGGUGAUUUGCUCCAGCGGAGCUGGGCCCGCCCUGAUACGAUUGUUUCAAGCGAGCGCGACGAGACCCUUUUGCCGUGGGAGAGAGGGGAUGAUGGGAGUAGGGAGGUGGAUGACAGGGGUGUGAGGAAGAAGCGGGUGAAGGCGCCUACAUUGGCGGAGCUGACGAUCGAGGAUUCGGAGCUGAGGCGGCUGCGGAGAGAAGGGAUGGUGCUGAGGGAGCGGGUCAGUGUAGCAAAAGCUGGCGUGACGCAGGCAGUUCUUGAGAAGAUACACCAGACAUGGCGCAAGUCGGAGCUCGUGAGGCUUAAAUUCCAUGAAUCGCUAGCCCAUGACAUGAGGACGGCACAUGAGAUUGUUGAGCGUCGAACAGGAGGCUUGGUUACAUGGAGGUCUGGGAGUGUGAUGGUUGUGUAUCGGGGAAGUAACUAUGAAGGACCUUCCUCAAGAUCUCCAUCUUCAGAUACCCAAAGCACUCAGAAUAUCUUGCAGGGUAGGGAUGCACCAUUUGUUCCAGAUGUUUCGUCUGCAGAUGAUUCAGCUACAGAGAAUGGCAGUCAUGCAAUUUCUUCUACAGCAGAAAAGGUCAACCCAUCUGUUACGAGUCCAAUCCCUGCUGAAAGAAUGACAGAGGAGGAAGCAGAAUACAAUAGCCUUCUAGAUGGGUUGGGUCCUCGAUUCGUUGAUUGGUGGGGAACUGGGUUUUUACCUGUAGAUGCAGAUUUGCUGCCUCAGCAUAUUCCUGGUUACAAGACGCCUUUUAGACUUCUUCCUACAGGAAUGCGACCACGUCUAACAAAUGCCGAAAUGACCAGCUUACGGAAGCUUGCUAGAUCUCUUCCUUGUCAUUUUGCCCUUGGGAGAAACAGGAAUCAUCAAGGCUUGGCAGCUGCUAUUGUGAAACUUUGGGAGAAAAGCUUAGUUGUGAAGAUUGCUGUCAAGCGAGGAAUCCAGAACACGAACAAUAAAUUAAUGGCUGAAGAGCUAAAGAUGUUAACAGGAGGCAUCUUACUGCUCCGUAACAAAUAUUACAUUGUCAUAUACCGUGGAAAGGAUUUUCUUCCGACGAGUGUGGCUGCUGCUCUGGCAGAAAGGCAGGAGUUGACAAAAGAUAUCCAAGAUGUUGAAGAGAAAGCACGUACUGGAGUAGUUGGUCUCACAAGCGCAGUCGCUGCUUUAUCAGAAAGAUCAGAAUGGACAGAAGAUAAUGUAGAUGUUGAAGAGAGAUCGCUUCGAGCAGAAGUUGGGACAGCUCAUAUGGGUUUAACUGAAGGACAGGCCGCUGCAGGUACCUUAGCUGAAUUUCUUGAGGCUCAGGCCCGAUGGGGAAGGGAAGUAUCUACCGAAGAACAUGAGAAAAUGAAAGAAGAAGCUUCUAGAGCUAAGACUGCAAAGGUGGUCAAAAGGAUUGAACAUAAACUAGCUGUUGCCCAAGCCAAGAAACUAAGAGCGGAGAAACUGCUAUCAAAGAUCGAGGCAUCCAUGGUUCCAGUUGGACCUUCUGACGAUCAGGAAACAAUAACUGAUGAAGAACGGUUUAUGUUCCGAAGAGUGGGUUUGAGAAUGAAGGCAUACUUACCCCUUGGUAUUCGUGGUGUCUUCGACGGUGUUAUUGAGAACAUGCACUUGCAUUGGAAGCAUCGAGAACUGGUGAAACUAAUCUCCAAGCAGAAGACCCUUGCAUUUGUUGAAGACACAGCAAGGUUAUUGGAAUAUGAGAGCGGUGGAAUAUUGGUAGCAAUUGAAAGAGUUCCUAAAGGUUACGCGCUUAUCUAUUACCGUGGGAAGAAUUACCAGCGGCCAAUUAGCAUAAGGCCGAGAAACCUUCUAACGAAGGCAAAAGCAUUGAAGCGGUCUGUUGCAAUGCAACGGCAUGAGGCACUUAGUCAGCACAUAUCUGAGUUGGAGAGUACCAUAGAGCAGAUGAGAUCAGAACUUGGCAAUUCUAAAGACAGUGAGGAUGGAAAUGCCUGGAGUUCAGGUGAGGAGAUCCGAAUUGAUGGUGGCUCCCAGUUCACUCAGAGUGAAGAUGAAGAUUCCUUUCUGUGCUCCGAUGAAGAAGAAGAAGAUGGUGAGGAGAACAUUGGUUCUGUUGAUGAUGGAAGUUUGAAGUUUUGAGUCAUCUAAUGUGAAGAAUGAUCUCUGUCCCAGUCGGUGGAAAAUUGUAUCAAUUUUGCAAACCGAUUUUUUAGUUUUUCAUUGGUGGCAGGAGUGCAUUUCGACCAAAUUGAUCCAUCUCCAAACAAGAAGGGAGAAAUUUGGAUCGGGUCCGGCAGUGAGGUUCUUCCAUCAGAGUGUCUUGUAAUCAAAUUCCUUUAUCCAUGUCAAGCUGUCUGUUGGCUUUUAACUCAACCCUCUGUAAAUUUGUUCUGAAGAAAAGGCCUAACAAUUUCCUGCCCUCCUAAAACUUGGAAGCUGUACGUCUAUAACUGAUAAUCGUCAUUUGCAUAAUAUUUUUGUCGA
This is a messenger RNA of Magnolia sinica, 3045 nucleotides long. Its product is annotated as CRM-domain containing factor CFM3B, chloroplastic. The transcript is spliced from 10 exons. Gene Ontology annotation, molecular function: mRNA binding. The record is from RefSeq and is a predicted model, not a curated record. Gene Ontology annotation, biological process: RNA splicing, via transesterification reactions. The coding region runs from base 154 to 2700 and encodes 848 amino acids. NCBI's taxonomy places the organism in Eukaryota, Viridiplantae, Streptophyta, Magnoliopsida, Magnoliales, Magnoliaceae.